This is a messenger RNA of Melanotaenia boesemani (Boeseman's rainbowfish), 2277 nucleotides long. It is a transcript of the gene nprl3, whose product is annotated as NPR3-like, GATOR1 complex subunit. Lineage: Eukaryota; Metazoa; Chordata; Actinopteri; Atheriniformes; Melanotaeniidae. Gene Ontology annotation, cellular component: GATOR1 complex. Gene Ontology annotation, biological process: cellular response to amino acid starvation; positive regulation of autophagy; TORC1 signaling. The record is from RefSeq and is a predicted model, not a curated record. The transcript has 14 exons. Bases 240 to 2069 code for a protein of 609 amino acids.
CCUUUUUCAAGGCGACACAUAACAAUCUCAACAAUAUGGCUACUGUAUAAGCGAUAAUAGUGAGGUUUAGAUGGUCUAUAUAUAAACUAAAAUCAGUGUAGGGUCUGUGUCUUUGUGUGGCAAACGUUCAUAUUUAUAUGAGCUUCCGCUAAAAAAAAAAAAAAAGCUAAACACUGCUGUCACAUCGGAGACACGGUUCAUUGGGUUGCAGCUAACGUAACUUUAGCUAGAAUGCUAACAUGAUGCUUAACCCAUCAGGCGGGUCACUAGAUGGCCGAAAAUCCAUGUAUAGUGAGUCACAAAAUAACACAUACAAAAGUGGGGAUAAAACCAGCCCUAUUAGCGUCAUACUGGUGAGCUCUGGCAGCAGAGGGAACAAACUUCUAUUUCGGUACCCCUUCCAACGAGUCGCUGACUGUCCGUCAUCUCUUACAGGGAAACAGCGGAAUCCGUAUGCACUGAACACAGCUGGUGAAGUUGUUGAAGACCAAGAUGGUGAUUCAAGAGAGCAAACUCCUCUAACUGAUGAACAGUUGGUAGCAGGGUUCUCAGACAUCAUCCUGGCCACCAUCCUGGCCACCAAGUCUGACAUGUGUGGAAAGAAGUUUGAACUGAAAAUUGACAAUGUUCGAUUUGUGGGUCACCCUACCCUCCUUCAGCAUCCUCCCAUCAUCCAGGUCUCCAAAGCAGAUCCUUCACCUAAAAGAGAAAUGCCUACGAUGAUCUUGUUUAAUGUGGUGUUUGCACUAAGGGCAAAUGCUGACCCAUCUGUCAUCAGCUGCAUGCAUAACUUGUCUCGGCGCAUUGCUAUAGCCCUGCAGCACGAGGAGCGCCGCUGCCACUACCUGACCAGAGAAGCCAAACUGAUGCUGGCUGUCCAAGAUGAGAUUACCACGAUGACUGAGACAGAUGGAAUCCCCCAGUCCCCAUUUAGGCAAAUUCUUCCUAAAUGUAAGCUUGCAAGGGAUCUGAAGGAGGCUUAUGACAGCCUUUGUACAACUGGUGUGGUGCGACUACAUAUUAACAACUGGCUAGAGGUGAGCUUCUGUUUACCACAUAAGAUCCACAGGAUUGGUGGCAACUAUAUCCCCCCAGAGGCAUUAGAACGGAGUUUGAAGGCCAUAAGGCCAUAUCAUGCUCUGCUGCUACUGGAAAAUGAAAAGGCAUUACUUAACCAGCUUCCAUUGGACUGCUCACCUGCGAUGGUGCGGCUAAUAAAAACCUGUUCAGCAGUGAAAAACCUGCAGCAGCUUGCACAGGAUGCUGACCUGGCCUUACUUCAGAUCUUUCAAAUUGCUGCUCACUUGGUUUAUUGGGGCAAGGCAAUCAUCAUCUACCCACUUUGUGAGAAUAAUGUCUACAUGUUGUCUCCUCAUGCCAACAUCUGCCUAUACUCUUCACCGGCUGAGCAGUUUGCCCAGCAGUUUUCUGGUCAUGAUUUGCCCUCCAUGUUGGCCAAGUUCUCACUGCCUGUCUCACUGUCAGAGUUUAGAAACCCCCUUGAAGCACCUGCACAGGAGGCCCAGUUGAUCCAGAUGGUGGUUUGGAUGCUCCAGCAUCGUCUGCUUAUCCAACUGCACACCUAUGUUUGCCUUUUGGUACCACCCAGUGAGGAUGAGCCUGGACUGAAAGAUGAAGAACUUCCACUAGCUGCACGAGUGGGAGGCCGGAGUCUCAGCACUCCAAGUGCUCUUAGUUUUGGUUCACCAACCAGCAGUGAUGACAUGACCUUAACCAGUCCCAGUAUGGACAACUCCAGUGCAGAGCUGCUGCCUGGUGGAGACUCCCCACUCAACAAAAGGAUGACAGAAACACUGCUUACAAGCCUGUCAGAGCACGAAAGGCAGGUUAUUCUCAACAUACCUGCCGCGCAAAAUCCAGAGGAUCUGCGAAUGUUUGCCAGGUUGCUGCACUAUUUCCGGGGACAUCACCACCUGGAAGAAAUUAUGUUCAAUGAAAACAUGAGGAGAUCGCAGCUAAAGACGCUGUUUGACAAGUUCCGAAGUGUCCUUGUUGUGACCAAUCAUGAAGAUCCCAUUAUUUCCAUCUUUCAGUCACCCAUGGAGUAGUGACACAUAGACAGCAUCAACACUCAGUGACUGGAAAACGUGCCAGCUUAAAAGCAGUUGCUCACAGCUAAGUGCACUUGCUCAAAGAUGCUGUUUUACAACAGACUGGCAUGACUACAUAAAUGUGUGCAAAUUUACAAAAUGUAGAAACUAUUUUCUUCCUGAGCAAAAUAAUUGUUUACAGUAUUAAAUUAUUUUUUACAUACCG